AUGUCAGAGCUACGAAAGAUAGCUGCAGGACUCAGUCCUGACCUCGACAUAGUGUUGAGUACCAGCGACGGUUUCCACAUCCAGGACAACUAUGUCAAGGCCCGCGAAGCAUUCCUGUCGCUGUGGGAUACGCAGUGCCCCGAGAAUGGCAACAAGCGCGCCAUCAUCACCUGUCAUUGGGUCGAGGCAGACAGCAAGAAGAGAUCCCAUGAUGCUGUUGCGACUUCGGGGGACACUCACGACAGUCCUUCCAACAAAAGGCGCAUGAUGACUACGCCUGAGCUCGUCGAUUCGAAAACUCGACCUCGCAGCGUAGACGUCGCAGCUAGCGAAGAGGAUGCGACGAUGGCGCAAGAUGAGAGCCGAAGCUUUGAGCAGUCACGACAGAAGACCGAGCUCCCACCUCCAUUCGAAAGAGGACUUGACUCCAGCGUGCGCGACAGUAACUUCCAAGGAGAUGUCAGCACCACACGCACCAGUGGUGGCCAUAUCAACUUGCCCAACGACAGCUACACACAAGCUCGAGGUCGUUGCAGCAGUUCUUCUCAUGGCGGAGAUGUUCGCUUUGGCCCAACGCAAGCUCACAGCAGUCAUGCAAGCAAUCGCGGCGGAAGCGCUGACCACUACAACGACGGCUACGCCCAUCAACACGGCGGCCGCGAUGGUUCAUGCAUUGACCGUGGAGGUCGUGGCAACUUCUCUCACAUGAGCCGCGGCGGCUUUUCUCACGCCCAGGGUGGUCACGGCGGUUCCCGUCAAGCACACAACAGUCAUGGACAUGGCGAUGUCGACUAUGGAGUUGGACCGGCUUUGGACCCCAAAAUUGCUCGAAGCAAACCUCCCUUCCUCCUCAAGAUCACUAUACCGGCACAGGAAGAAUCCAACAUCAAGACAGGGGCGACUCUUACCUCUCUUCUGCGACAAGACUUGGAUAACGCUAGAUGCGCCAACUGUGGCCAUCAUGGUCACCGCCUGAUCGAUUGCGUUUUCCCCGAUAUCAGUGGCACUAUCAAAGGCUGUUGGCUGUGCAACGACAAGUCUCAUGACUGGUGCGAGUGCAAUCAUCCAUUGAAAGACACGUUGACAUGGUCGGCCAUUUACGAUGUCAUGAUUGGAGAUCGUGGUGGAAAACCUUGCUUCCGCAUGCCGUUCUCAAUCUUCGACAUGGUGUGGAAGUUGCGUUGCCAGAGUCACCACAGCACCCGUUAUGACGGGCAGCAUGGUCCUUUCCCUCUCUCGUGCAAGUUCGUCAAGAAGAUGCUCACUGGAAAGAUCAAGGAUGCCGAUGGAAAGGUUGUUAAGAUCUGGCAGACCUACAACUACUCCACAGAUGAAGGUCUCAUCAACAGAAGAUGCCACCUGAUGCCAGAUCUGAGAACAGAUACGUAUGACAAGCUCCUCGUGUAUCGGGACGACCUUGAGAAAGAUGCCAUCGCCCCCAAGGGCUGGCCAGUACUUCGAGACUGA
Messenger RNA from Colletotrichum scovillei, 1467 nucleotides. RefSeq lists its product as uncharacterized. The record is from RefSeq and is a predicted model, not a curated record. Gene Ontology annotation, molecular function: nucleic acid binding; zinc ion binding. Lineage: Eukaryota; Fungi; Ascomycota; Sordariomycetes; Glomerellales; Glomerellaceae. The transcript has 2 exons. The coding region runs from base 1 to 1467 and encodes 488 amino acids.